ACCGGGUCUUCGUUAAUCACAUGAGGAGCAAGUCAUUGCCGUGUUUGACCUCAACUCAAAAACAGCCUUGUAUUGUAUUGUACUCACACACGACACAAAAUACACGGCAACGCAACUCACGCUGCCCUCAACACAAAAACUCAGAUUUGAUUCUCUCUCGCAAUUUCAUUCUCCCCUCUGCAAAUCAUUUCCCACUCCUUUAUGCUCCUCUCUCACCAUUUUUCGGUUAAGAUUUUUCUGAUCGCUGAAAGAGAUGAUGCGAAGAACUAAUGCCAAUGAUGCCAGAGCUGAUAACAACACUUUGGAUACUAUAAACGCUGCUGCUUUUGCCAUAGCCUCUGCCCAGAACCGCGUUUCUCAACCUUCUACCCAGAAGAAAAGAUGGGGAAGCUGGUUGGGCAAAAUUGGGUGUUUUGGAUAUAAAAAAACCCGAAAGCGCAUUGGGCAUGCUGUCCUAGUUCCAGAACCAACCACCAAUGGAGCUGAUCCUGCUGCAGCUGCUAGUUCAAUUCAAGCACCUAGUAUAACGCUUCCUUUCGUAGCACCUCCCUCAUCUCCUGCAUCUUUCUUUCAAUCAGAACCUCCAUCAACUGCACAGUCACCAAUUGGGAAAGUAUCUCACACUUGUGUGUCUGCCAGCAUCUACUCUCCUGGUGGCCCCGCCUCAAUCUUUGCCAUUGGACCUUAUGCCCAUGAAACCCAAUUAGUCUCACCACCUGUUUUCUCGGCAUCAUCCACUGCUCCUUUCACUCCACCUCCUGAAUCCGUCCACAUGACUACACCUUCCUCGCCCGAGGUUCCAUUUGCUCAGCUACUUGACCCCAACAAUAAGAACAGUGAAACCUUUCAGAGGUUCCAAAUAUCUCACUAUGACUUCCAAUCCUAUCAGUUUCAUCCUGGAAGCCCUGUUGGUCAACUCAUAUCACCAAGAUCUGCCAUCUCAGUUUCCGGCACCUCAUCGCCACUCCCUGACUCUGAAUUUAAUGCCACUUUCGCCCAUAUCCUUGAUUUCCAAAGAGCAGACCCUCCCAAGCUUCUCAACUUAGAUAAUAAACUGUCUUCUUGUGAAAACCAGAAGUCAAAUCAUGGUUCCGGGUCUCUGACCCCAGAUGCUGCAAGGUCCACAACUCAAUCUGGUUUUCUAUCAAAUCAUUGGGUUUCUGAGAUCAAAAUGUCCCCACAUCCUAGCAAUAAUCGCCUCAAUGAGAUUAGUAUAAAUCAUAGAGUUUCAUUUGAAUUAUCCGCUCAAAAAGUGUUGAAAUCUCUGGAAAACAAGCCAGCAGCAUCAGCGUGGACUAAUGUCCUGCCAAAAUUGAAAAAUGAUGCUCCAACAACAGACAAAGAAGAAAAAUCAGAAGAAAGUGCGCUUGAUGACAAACAAGUAGUUUCUGAAGCUCACAAUGAUCAACCACUGGAAACCACUUUGGGUGGAGAUAAGGCAACAACAGUUCAUGAGAAGGAUCAGUCCUUAACUCUUUCUUCCGCUAAAGAAUUCAAUUUUGAUAAUGCAGAUGGAGGAGAUUCUCUUGCUCCCAAUAUAGUUGCUGACUGGUGGGCUAAUGAGAAAGUUGCAGGGAAGGAGAGAGAGGCAUCCAAGGAUUGGUCCUUUUUCCCAAUGAUUCAACCUGGUGUCAGCUAAACAAUAUGGCUUCAUCUUGUUCAUGAGUUUGGCAUUGGUUUUUAAUUUUGUGCCGUGAUGUUGAUUGACAGAACCCAACAGCACACAUGCUAUAUAUAGAAUCAUAGUAAAUUAAGAUUUGGAAGUCUAACACAGUGAUGGGGUUCUUUUUUGAACUCAAUGGCCCCGAAAAAAAAAAUAGUGAGUUUGCUUAUUAUAUGUGUUAUAGUUUUUUUUUUGCCAAGUUUGGAUUAGAAAUAGCUGUACAUUUUUAGCAUCUAUGAUUAUAUUAUAUAUAUGUAAUAUAGUUGACUGUCAUUAUUGUUAUCUAAUGAUGGCGAUUAUAAUAUAUAGCUGAAGAUCAUGAUUGUUUUGAUUAUAUGGAACGCCAAGUUUGAACCUUGGUCCAAAUUUAUGCGUGGGAGGAAUUCAAUCUUCUCGCUCACAGGCAUCUUGAAAAGUGAAUGCGGAUACGUUACUUGUUCUA
Glycine soja is the source of this 2105-nucleotide messenger RNA. RefSeq lists its product as uncharacterized. Lineage: Eukaryota; Viridiplantae; Streptophyta; Magnoliopsida; Fabales; Fabaceae. The transcript is spliced from 2 exons. The coding region runs from base 254 to 1639 and encodes 461 amino acids. The record is from RefSeq and is a predicted model, not a curated record.